AUGGAUUCCGGAAUCAUCUCGCGCCUCCUUACUCAUGCCCAAUCUGAGAACUUUUUGGGUUCAAUUAACGCAGAAACUGUGACUUAUAAGAGCGCUGCCUCUGCAAAUGGUCAAUCCCUUCGUGGGUCCUGGGUAUCUCUGUCCGACUGCAAUGUGCUGGCAGAAUUCAGCUUCUUCGGGGUGAUCUCCAAUGCCGAAGUGGGACCUUAUGGUAAUCAACAUGCUGCUCCUUUUACCGCUUGGCAUGAACAAGGGCAUGCAAAAGUCAAUGUGACGAAGUACCAGAUUCAUUUAAGUAUCCCUCCUUUGGCACCACGUUCUAUCAAAACAUUGUUCACGAAUCAAAUUCGAGGAUUAAAUAAAAUUAAGAAUGCAUCCGGGUUAGGACUGCAUUGUGACGAAGACACCGUUGAAAUCAGAGAGAAUGAGUUUGGGUGGGUUUACUUGGAUGACGAAAAUGGACCCUACUUUCGCAUUGUGCACCCCAUGUUUUUGGAGAGUCGCAAUGGUCCAACGAAAGAGUCUGUCAGAGACCAGGGUCGAGACGAAGGAGUGUCUCCGUAA
Molecule: messenger RNA, 564 nt
Organism: Cantharellus anzutake
Lineage: Eukaryota; Fungi; Basidiomycota; Agaricomycetes; Cantharellales; Hydnaceae
Exons: 3
Coding region: 1-564 (187 amino acids)
Source: RefSeq, a predicted model, not a curated record